Molecule: messenger RNA, 4030 nt
Organism: Oncorhynchus nerka (sockeye salmon)
Lineage: Eukaryota; Metazoa; Chordata; Actinopteri; Salmoniformes; Salmonidae
Product: PH and SEC7 domain-containing protein 4-like
Exons: 14
Coding region: 484-3855 (1123 amino acids)
Biological process (GO): regulation of ARF protein signal transduction
Molecular function (GO): phospholipid binding; protein binding; guanyl-nucleotide exchange factor activity
Source: RefSeq, a predicted model, not a curated record
UAUACAUGUACAUCAUGGUAGCUCAAGUUGAUGGUUAGCAGUAGACAUGAAUAUUUAGGAUACAGUGAAACCGCUCACACCCCCACCAUCUGGCUCUCACUCUCUAUUUCUCUCCAUCUAUGCUCUCCAACUUCUCUCUCUCUCUCUCUUUCUGUAAAGGCUGCUCUUCUGUGGUCAGGAAGUAAAUGCGCCUCUGUAAUGUUUCAGCAAAAGUCAUUGCAAAGCACAUCCGCUGUGCCACGCCAAAAGAGAGAGAAGUAAACAGGGUUUAUAAAACAACCUCUUCCUUAAAAUAUAUGAACUGGAUAGUGUUUGGUUUGCAGAAGUGAAUGGGCAGCACCGGAAGCUAACCAACCACAGGAGUCAACCAUGACAGCAUCACUUUGACCUAAUUCCAAGAUGGAUGCCCUGGCCAGCACAGAGGAACGAGACUAAACUAAGUUGAGCCAUAUCUCUGCUUAGGACUGAGUGAAGAGAGAGGUUAUGGAGGGGUCUAGGGUGCGCUCUCCUCUCCCAGACCUCAGGGAGCAAGACAGCCAGACAUGGCCCAAUAUGGAUCUCCCACUACAGAGCAGGCCACUGGAGGAGGCUAUUGGGUGGAGAGAGAUGGAGGAGCAAGUGAACCAGAUGGACAGGGAGGAAGAUGAUAACUCUCAUCAGACUGGAAGGACUGAGGAGCCAGAGGAGCACUGGGAUUCCAUGACUUUACCUGUGUACCCCAUGAUCCAUCCCAGUGUCCCUCUGUCCUUUGCCACGGUGCAGUGGGACAUAACCAACCCCUCCCCUGACAUUCCCUACCCCAUGACUGACAACAGCUCGGCCGAUGAGCUGGACUCCAGUGGAGCGGCCAGUCUGGACUGGACUGUGAGUCCCCUGUCCCAGCAGCAGCAGCAACAUCAAGCCUGUGUGACAGGAAUCAACAUAGAGCUGUCUGUCCAGGAGAAGACACAUAAUCACAACGGACCGGAGCAACAGCUGCCUUUGGACACAGACCAGGGUGAAAGCUCCCCUCGGGCAUGUGAUACACCAAGGCCAUAUGUGGAGGAGCAUGCAGCACACACACAGGAAGAGGAGGCUUCAGCACAAGAGCUAUUUGAGGACCAUGACUCUCUUUCAGGGAGACGUCCAUGGCCAGAGGAAGGGAUAGGACAGUCUGUGACAGAGGAGACUAUCACACCCUCUGACAUAGCUCCUAGUUCUGUAGAGACAGGAGAGUCUGAGACUAGGCUGGAUAGUGAGAGUUUAGGCUCUGUGCCGGGAGAGAAACAGGAACAGACUGGCACAGUCCUGACUAUACAGAUCAACCCAGAGCAAGGAUCCAGCUCUACAGACUAUGAGGAGGAGAAGGAGCAGACAGAACAGAUAGGACAGUCAGAGGGGAGGGAACAGUCGGACAGUGAGGAGGAAUCAGCGAUGAUAGAACUCUUAGAGCACCUGCUUGAGCCAGCUGAACUGAAAGAACAGUCAGAACUCUCAGAGAAGUCUGAACACAGUGGGCAGUCAGAGCCUAAUCACACAGAACAGAGUGAAUACGGGAACAAUAACGAGACAACAGAGCAGCCAGAAGACUCGGAGAAACUUGUAGAGUCCGACCAGGUAGAGCGUUCAAAUCAGUCAGGGGACGAAGACCAGCAAACUGAAGAGGCCCAUUUACAACAGGCAGAGCAGUCAGAAGUGACAGACCAGUCAGAACAAUCAAAAGAAUCCGAGCAGACGCAACAGCCAGAACAGACAGAAUGUUUAGAAUCAAAACAGACGCAACAUUCUGAGCAAACUAUGCACUUCGAGCAGACAGACUUUUCAGUGCAGGCAGAACCACAGACAGAACCAUCACAGCAGACGGAACACUCUGAAGAUUCUGAGCAGUCAAAACAAUCAGGGGAGAUGGAGCAGUCAGAGCAGACGGAGCAGUCGGAGCAGACGGAGCAGUCAGAGCAGACGCAGCAGACGGAGAAGUCAGAGCAGACGGAGAAGUCAGAGCAGACGGAGCAGUCAGAGCAGACGCAGCAGUCAGAGCAGACGCAGCAGUCAGAGCAGACGGACAAACCAAUACAUUCAAAGCAGUUAGAAGAAUUACUUUUCCUUUGCACAGAGGAGCUUCAACAGACAGAACAGUCAGACCAGACAGAAGACCAGAAACACUCAGGGGCUGAACAGCCAGCGCAGACUGCACUGACUGAGUCGACAGAAGACCAGAAACACUCAGGGGCUGAACAGCCAGCGCAGACUGCACUAGCUGAGUCGACAGAAGAGCUUGAGCAGACAGAGCAUGUAGAACAAUUGGGACAGAACGUUUGUACAGAGGAUUCAUGUUUGCCGCCCAGGGAAGGAAGUGGAGAGCAACUGGAGUCUCAGGUACAGCAGACGGAGGCCUCAGAACCAGUGGUGGUCCAUAUGAAUGGUGGAGGUUUGGACAGGGAGAGGGCCUGCAGGCUGGCUGAAAGACUCUACAGGCUGGAUGGGAUCUACAAGACAGAUGUGGUCAAACACCUGGACAAAGACAAUGACUUUAGCCGAGCCGUUGGGGAGGAGUACCUGAAGUUCUUUGACUUCACCGGUCAGAGACUGGACCAAGGCCUGAGGUCUUUCCUGAGGGUGGUGGUGCUUAUCGGUGAGACCCAGGAAAGAGAACGGGUGCUGCAGCAUUUCUCCUGUCGAUUCCAGCAAUGCAACCCUCACACCUUCUCCUCUUCCGGAGAAGUACUCACACUCACCUGUUCUGUGAUGCUCCUGAACUCUGAUCUGCAUGGACAGAAUGUGGGCAAACCCAUGUCUGUGUCCAGCUUCGUGUCCAACCUGGAUGGGAUGAAUGAGGGUGAGAGCUUCAGUAAGGAGCUGUUGAAGGCUCUCUACAACUCCAUUAAGAACGAGCCUCUGGAAUGGGCAGUUGAUGAGAAGGAACUGAAGAGCUCCAUGUUGUUGGCGGAGGAUGCUAAAGAGGACGCACCCCUGCGCUCCAAGAGCAACCCGUUCCAAGAUGUGCCGCAUGACAAGAAGGCCACAGUGUUCAAACAGAGCUUCCUCAAACGCAAGGCCCACGCUGACAUCGAUGGCAAACGCACUCCUUGGGGGAAGAGAAGCUGGAAGAUCUUCUAUGGAGUGCUGAAGGGAAUGGUCCUCUACUUACAGAAGGAUGAGUAUACGAUGGAGUGGCAGAGUACAGAGGAGGUGGUCAGUGUGCACCAUGCCCUGGCAGAGCAGGCAGCAGACUACACUAAGAGACCACACGUCUUCCGCCUGCAGACCGCUGACUGGAGGGUUUUCCUCUUUCAGGCCUCCUCCACAGCAGAGAUGAUUUCAUGGAUCAGCCGUAUCAACCUGGUGUCAGCCCUACACUCCUCUCCUCCCUUCCCUGCUGCCGUGGGCUCUCAGAGGAAGUUCUGCAGACCCAUCCUGCCAGCCUCGCAGUCUGCACACACACUGGAGAGACAGCUGCAGUCCCAUGCAGGCAUGCUGGAGUCCUUCCAGGAAGACCUGGCCUACCUGCAGCAGAGUCUCCCUGACGGGCGCAGGGCCAAAGCCAAGGAGAUGGAGGAACACCGAGUCAGAGAGGAGUACCUGCAGCAUGAGAAAUGUCGCUACGAGGCCUACAUCCAGAUGCUGGAGGUCUGGAAGGGUUUGAACCAGUCAACCGAGACUGAGGUGGGAACCAGUGAGCUCGACCUGUUUGACAGAGCUGUGUGUAAGGACACAGUGGAUGAGGAAGGGGAGGAGGGAACCCUGAAGAAGUCCCACUCCAGCCCCUCCCUGGAUCUGGAGAUGGCCUCGCAACCCGUGGUCAAAGUUAAACGCAACAUCUCGGAGAGACGGACCUAUCGCAAGAUCAUCAUACCGAGACGCAACCAGGACAUAUGAGGGCAGGUGUCAAAAAGUGUGGGGACACAUAGAACUCUGACAUGACUUUUCAAUGGCUUUUUUUAGGACAGGGACAAUGUGUUACUUCUAAGCACGGUCCUUUUUAAGUUUUCAUUUUCAGCUUGCACUUAUUCAGCAAGAAGGCAAAGGUCAAUAAAACAGAAUGCAUCCCUCA